Molecule: messenger RNA, 3896 nt
Organism: Pristis pectinata (smalltooth sawfish)
Lineage: Eukaryota; Metazoa; Chordata; Chondrichthyes; Rhinopristiformes; Pristidae
Gene: lurap1
Product: leucine rich adaptor protein 1
Exons: 2
Coding region: 266-1099 (277 amino acids)
Biological process (GO): positive regulation of canonical NF-kappaB signal transduction; positive regulation of cytokine production
Source: RefSeq, a predicted model, not a curated record
GCGGCGCUCCCUCCACCGGUGUGGUGGAGAGGGGGAGGGAGGUUGGCGGGCCCAGCCUGCCGGCGGUGACGGACAUUGUUGCUGGGCGGUAGUGGCGUGUUUAGGUGCAGUACGGUAGCGAGGGGGCGGGCGCUGCCUUCGCGCAGUGUCUUCAUUCAUUCAUUCAUGGCUGCAGGUGGAAGUAGGCGAUGAGGAGGUGCGGGGUAGUCCCCUCAGCCGGCUCGAACCCUCGCACCCUUUAGACAUCACCGCCGCUUCCUCCGCCAUGGAAGACAGUGCGGGCGAGGCGCUGCCCGAGCUGAAGGACUUGGAACACAAGGUGGGACGGAAGACGCCCGAGGGUUUGCUGCGCUGGCUGCGGGAGGACUCGGCUCGGCCGUCCGGGGACAAGGCGGACGCUCCCGGUCCCAGUCCCAGUCCCGGCGCCAGUGGCGAGCCGGUCCCCGCUCCGGGCAGGCGGCUACCUCAGGGGCUGGCGGAGAAGAUCCGAGUACUGAGGCUGGAAAUGGCAUAUCUGAGGGCAAUUGAUAUCAAGAUAAUGCACCAGCUGAUGGCCAUUAAUGAAGGGAUUGAGGCGGUGAAGUGGAUUUUGGAAGAAAAGGGCACUCUUGCCAGUAGGUGCAGCAGUCUCACUAGCAGUAUGUACAGCCUUGUGGAGAGCCAGGAGACUUCAAGGAGAGGUAGCUGGAACAGCCUCCAGGAUCCGAAUGAUAAAUUGGACGGGAUUUCUAUUGGAAGCUUUUUGGAUACUCUGGCAGAUGAUAUGGAUGAAUACUGUCAGACCACGAUAGAUCCUUUGUCCUCCACACCCUUGAGUCAAGGCGGCCCUUUCACUACAAUGGAGAAAGAAAUAUAUCCCAAUGACAUACAUUGCCCACAGACCAAUAUUGCUAAUGGCUUUCUAGAAAAACAAGGGAAUGUUGUUGCAGAUUGCAAUGUGGAAAAUAAAUUCUCUCAUGAUAAACAAUGCAAAGAUGGGAAACUGAAGACACAGAAAAAUGGGAAAAUUGAUUAUGAUGGCUGUAAAAAUAAAAUGCACAUUGAAUAUGAUGCCCAUUGGCACUGGGUGCAGUCGCAAGAUGAUGUAACAUUUCUGUGAGGAGGUCAGGUUGAUGUUAAUUGAUUAUAGAAGUGAUACUUAACUUUAUCUCCAUCAAAACCAUUGAGUAAACUCAACUAAAUAGCCAAAUUAAAACACAUGGUGACCAGAAUGGUAAACUGCAGAAGAAAAAAUAUUUAAAGUUACUCUUGCAAUAAAAGUAAGAUGUUUCCAGGAUCAGAGAUGUAGCUGAGGAAUUGUCAUUUUUAAGAAGUUGGAAAACUGAAGUGAGAUUUCAGUCACUGAGACCACAUUUAGAUUAGAACCCAAGUCAGUGCAAACAGUUGGCUUGUCGCUGUGGUUUACAGUUGUAGUAUAAAUGCAAUUUUAAUCUGGAGUCCAGGGCUAAUUUGACAUUGGAACAAAACACAAUUAGGUUAGGCAUGAUAUUAGAUUUACACCAGGUUUCAUUUGCUGCAAAUGAAGCUGAAAUUUUUUCACACUGAUUGAGUACACAAAUACCAUUGAAAUUUAAAAAUGCAUUUUGGUUGUUAUGGCCAUUAACAGAAGAAUGUAUAUCUGCUACAUGAUUCUCAAUAGAUAAAAAUGAGUUAUGUGCAGAGUACCAUUUUGGUAACAGAUAGGAUUAGCAGAGAUCUUGCAUUGAUUAUUACAUGGGAGAUUAAUAAUUUCAGUAAUUAGGAAGCAUGAUAAUAUAACAUUGGAAAUACUUUCCUUUGUGGUGUUAGUGCAUGUUUGAGGUAUUGGCUUAGUCAUUGAAAAAUUAUGCUUAUGAUCACCCCUCAUUUAGUAAGGUUUUUCAUUCACUAAGCUGGGGAGGGAAGUUUCCCAAAGUUCGGCAGGUUUAAAUAGUUGUUUAAACAAUAUUUGAGCUAUUCUUGUAAAGCUAUAAUUCCUUCUGUGGACAGUUCUUGCCUUUUACAGGAAGAAUUUUUACAUACUUCCUCUCUUCUGAUUUGGUGAAGACACAUAUAUUCUGGUUCAUGAUUAAAUUACAGGUCAAUACUAAGCGAGUUAAUCUCUCUCUCCAUAGCUGGGAAAUUUUGCUUGAAUGUCAUUUGGUUCAACAGACAUACUUUUCUUGAGCAAACCUUAGAAAGAUGGUAAGGGCACCUUUUUUCCCAGUAAAAUGGAUGUAACAAUUUCAUUUUGCACUUUUGCAGAUUAUAGACAUGGUCAUCUUUUCAUGUAAUUAUCUGAGAAUAUUUGUUGGAGAUCUGGUGUAAAUUUCUUGACUAAUUUUGAGAAGGUACAAAAAAUGAUAUUUUCAGAAUUUUGAGCGAUGGAUUUUUUUUAACUGGAGAAAUUUGCUCUUGCUAAAGUAGUCAAUGUUCUGCAAUAUUAUAAAUACAGUUUGACCUGGUUUAUUCAAUAACUUCUGGAAUACAGGAUUUUAUUGGUUUAUAAAUCACCAGAUUAUUCCAUUCAAAAACAUGUACUAAAUUGUGAAACUAACAAAUACAUAAUUUUGUUUUGGAAAACAAUUAGUCAAAAACAAGAAAGUGGUUUGCCAAUAAUUAAGAACAUGUUCAGUGUUUGAACAAUCUUGCACUCUUGAAAGUUUGUAACUGAAGUUAAUUGGGGAAUGUGAGGAGGAAAGGGAAGUGAAUUCUUUUGAGACUUUGUCUUGAAAUUUGGUCCUUUUGUAUAUACAUAAUUUAAAAAUAUUCAUUAUACCAACAGAUCAGGCAUGCAUUCAGCAGUGAAGCACUGCAUGGAGGUCAUCAUGGUUAUUGGAGGUGUAGUGGGGUAAAGUUUCACCUGCAACAUUCUUCCCAUUUGUAAUGGUUCCCACUGGAUGGGUCUGUGGUUUAUUUGCACCACUUCUCCAGAUUUCCCCAGAUGAAACCCCAAGCUAAGCUCAGACUGUGCUAUUGCCUUUUUAUUUAGCAGUAAGUAUCCUUUAAUGCACUUACAGUAUUCAAUGAAUUUGGCAUAUGCUGAAGUAGGUAUGUCUCUAGCAAAGCUGAUAACAGGGCCAAAACUGUUGUGUUCAUAUUUAUUUUGUACCUCCACACUCAUAAAGCAUAGUCCAGUUAGUAAUAAUAUAUGCUAGCAAAUGUUAGACAGCAAAAUGAAAAUCAUGUGCAUUAAUGGUAGUCAUUUUGGAUUAGGAGGAAUUUGCCAGUUGAAGCAAUUUGCAUUUGGAGUGCAAGUUUAGGAUUAUCCAGGUUCAUUGGAUUGAAAACUGGGAUAAAGAGUGAUCGAAUUAAUUUUGGAUAAACCAGGUCUGACCCCAGUUGUUCAAAUGAUUAUUGUAUUGUCUAAAUAGAUUGAUAUUUUUGCUGAUAUUUACUGAUUUAAAGCAAAAGGCGAUUGAAGUGUCUGCCAAAAUUUAACGAAAGCAGGAAAAGGGGCAUUCUUUAGCAAAGUGACAUAAUGCACUAAAGUCUUAAAGUGUGAUGGUUGUUAUGCAAUGAAAAUUGUGCGUGUGUGUGAGAUGUGUAUGGUAUGUGCCUGCGUGUUAUAUAAUUUUUUGAAUUUGACUUGCUCAAUAAUAGAUUCUCAAAUCAAUUGUUUGUUUGGACUUUGCUGUCAUAUUUUAGCCAAACUAAUAUUUGUACAAAACUGCUUUGUUCUAUUGUUAACUGUAUUUAAUACAGGUUAUACAUUUUAUAUUUUACUAUAAAACUCAAAGCUUAGUUUUAUGAUUAAAAUAUAAUCAUAGUGUGGUAAUAUACUUUUCAAUGUUACUAAUGAGUGCACAGAUAUCUUUAAAAUAUUACAGAUCAAUGCAGUUACAGCAAUAUUAAACUCUUCACAAAUUUCAAUCUGUGUGUAAGUAAUUGGAUAAUGUUUGGUCAAACAUCACUAAAAUCAGAUUCUGUGUGCUUUA